ACAACCUCAACAACUCUUAGUCCCAUAAGGAAACUGUUGGAUGCAUGGAACUAUCGGACAUACCAGUAAGCUGGAAAUCAAGAACCAACUGCUUCCCAUUUCAAUUGUGGGAGUGUUUUGCAGGCCAUUACUAGGAAAUGGAAGGUGAACUACGGUGUGAUCAAGGUUUCCACGAUCAUGUCUUCCUUUAAAUCGGCUUGCUCCGUAAUGGUCACUAUAUGGAUUAUUGUGCCUCAGCUCUGCCUCUGUCCAGUACGAGCCACUUUUGGGACAACUCCAAACAUUAAGCACAUUGUGAUAGGAAGAUGCUUCACUUACACCACACUGGUUCAGCCUGGAUUAUGGUGUGACUGUGAGGAAAUCUGGAGGCAGUUUGAGAAGGCAGUUGUCCAGCAUGACUCUUGUAAUGUGACAGAAGAGCAUUACUGUGAGAUGUUUAACAUGAUGCCACAGGUCUGGCCAUGUGAUAGGUUUCUUUUUUGGAGUAAAACCAGGAAGUUGGUGCACAGCUAUGCGGCUGUUUUCCGGCAUUUCUGGACACUGGAAGACACGUUGGUUGGUUUCCUGUUCAACGACCUGAUCUGGUGUGGCCAGGAGGAAGACUCUGACUUCGAUUUCAACUCUUGUCCAGCGUGGUCAACAUGCAGAACCCAUCCAGUUUACUCUUUAUGGAAACGAGCCUCACAAAACUUUGCAGAGAUGGCGUGUGGGAACAUUACCGUGUUGCUGAAUGGGUCUAUCACUAAUGCAUUCAACAGGAAGAGCAUGUUUGGAAGCGUUGAACUGGACAGCCUGAAUCCUCAGAGAGUGAACUACGUUAACAUAAAGGUGGUGACAAAUCCAGAGGGACCUCACAUAGAAUCAUGCCGUCAAGGAUCUAUCGUAGAGCUCAUCCAAAUACUCUGGUCACGAGGUUUCCGAUGGACCUGUACCGAUACUGACCUGACCUUGGUGAUCCUUCAGUGUGUCCAGGACCUAAAUCAGCCCAAAUGCCAGAUGUUGACAAGCAGCAUGUUGCAGCAAAAGUACUAUACAUCCACAUGAAUCAUAUUUUGAAACCAUGAAAUAUGUCUGCCUGGUAGUGAAACUAAGUUAAUGGUUAACAUUUUCUUUCCAAACCUUCCAGAGAUGGAAAAGGGGCAGGAUUAAAAAAGUUUAAACUUCUGCCUGCCUCUUUUUCAAACAAAUACUCAUCAAAAUAUGUAUAUAGAUUUUUGUAUCAAUGUUUGGUGUUUAAGCUCUCCCUUAUGUUUAACAUUUGCUGGAAGAAGUGGGUCUUUUUUAGCUAACACAUGCACACAGAUGCAGCUUACGCGCAUAACUGCUGAAUAUCAGAGGUUUCAGGCGCAACAAUACUCUGGUAUUUAAAUUGUGAAUAUGAAUAUGUUUGAAAUAAAUAAACUAAACAAAAACAAAUCAAACAUUUGAUGUGCAUUCAUAACAAUCAGGACAUGAUUUAGUAAUCAGAGUCAGAUGGCUAACUGAGUUAACCUGAUUU
Messenger RNA from Poeciliopsis prolifica (blackstripe livebearer), 1498 nucleotides. RefSeq names its product ADP-ribosyl cyclase/cyclic ADP-ribose hydrolase 1-like. The record is from RefSeq and is a predicted model, not a curated record. Gene Ontology annotation, biological process: positive regulation of B cell proliferation. Gene Ontology annotation, molecular function: NAD+ nucleosidase activity; phosphorus-oxygen lyase activity. The transcript is spliced from 10 exons. Gene Ontology annotation, cellular component: plasma membrane. The coding region runs from base 178 to 1044 and encodes 288 amino acids. NCBI's taxonomy places the organism in Eukaryota, Metazoa, Chordata, Actinopteri, Cyprinodontiformes, Poeciliidae.